Messenger RNA from Acanthaster planci (crown-of-thorns starfish), 3651 nucleotides. It is a transcript of the gene tmem248, whose product is annotated as transmembrane protein 248. Lineage: Eukaryota; Metazoa; Echinodermata; Asteroidea; Valvatida; Acanthasteridae. The record is from RefSeq and is a predicted model, not a curated record.
UUGAGAUUCUAGGUUCAUUUCCGAAAAUGGAGUAGGGCUUGGGCACUACGUGUGUUUUUAUCGCCCAUAAGGUUGUAGUUUUCCGCAACUGAAUCAGCUUAUUCCCGUCAAAAUGAUGACAUAUCUGGAAAUAAAUUGCACUUAAUCAGUAAGCUGUAAAGAUGGCAUACAAGCCUAUAGAAAAUCUGAAAGGUCAUGUGAGAAGCAGGCCCCCUGUUGUCAUCUUCAUUGCUUGUAUGUUCUUGUUGGCUCUGUCGCUCAUCAUACUGGGUUACUAUUUCCAGCAUGAUGUACCAAACUAUGAUAUAUCAGAGGACUGGAAUUCCUUCCUUGAAGAGUUAUCGUCGGUGGACUUCUGCCUUGCUCUGAACACAUCGACCGUUACCUCAGCCGUUUCUACAGUGAAGACAAACACUUUGGAUAACACGUCAAUUUCUUUGACAACAGACCCCUUCCCAGUGGGUGACUAUGAAGAAGACUGGGCAAUGAAGAGAAAUGUGUCUGUGUCUGUGAUGCUGAUGAUCGACCCAUCUGUCCACAUGGCCAAAACAGUCGCAAAUAUCACCAUGAUGUCAAGUUUAGUUCCUGCCUCUAUGCUAGGCGUAAAAGGUUCAGAGGAGAUGAUCAGUGUACAGUUUGAAUUACCCCAGCCCCUGAAGCCAGAACAGUGUAAAGACCCUGCGACAUGUCAGAUUGCAGUGCAGACAUGCCUUGUGCUGAUUGGCUCACCUUCAGUUUUCCCCUCCACCAAACAACCAGUAUCGUGUAAUACCACCGACUCACACCACGAGAACAGCACAGCCUGGAUGAAUGUUCGACCAACAGGUCGCGCUCCAAAAAGCUGGUGUAAACAUGGAGCAGUGGCUCAUGCAAAACAUAAGUUUGAUCCACGCCUUACUGUCAUGCUGAGCUCGGCCGAACAGUCAAUCAUCAACCUGCAUCUGAUGUACACCAGUUACUUCAUGUUUGUUAUGGUUAUAAUGUGGGUUUGCUAUGCAUUAGUAAAAGGACCACCGACAAAGAUGAGGAAUGUGCACAACACUGGAAUAGAGAAAAAGUCACAGCCAAAUGUUUGAAGUUGGAUUACCAUGACUGGUAAAUGACCGUGUUUUCCACUGGCUGCAUUUUCGAGAUUGAGGCAGAAGAAAGGACAGAAAUCAAUGGAAUGAUACGUAGUAUUACUGUGUGUUGAUUCCAGGAUCAUCUAUGAAUAUAUGGGGUGGUUUGGGGUUAGUAGAGGGAGUUAGUCUGUGUUGAAGGUAGACGUUUUUUAUACAAGCGUUAUGGUUUUAGAAUAUAGCUAAGAUUUUUUUUCCUGCUAAAAAAAAUCCCAAACGAGAGAGGAAUGUAACGAUGGCAUAUGUACAUGUGUUUGUGGUUUGAAUGGAAAGUGAUUGUUAUAAACUUAAUACAACUUCACCAAAAUGCAUUCCAAUACUGAAUACAUGUACAUAGUACCUCACAUGAACAUAUACCACGGUUAGAUGGGCCGUUGAAUGGUCGACAUCACUCUUGUAUAUAAAUGUACAUGUACCGAGCUUAUGUGAUGUAUGAGAGGAAAGUCACGGGCAGAACUCGCCCGAUCCCGUCAUAAUACUGUAUUGAUAUCAGGAAUUCAUGCAGAUAAAGUUUCGAUAUUAUGAGCUCCUGUUAAUAAGCUUUGUAGAUACUGAAUCGUUCCUGGAAUGUGUGUUGGUUUCAGAGCGCCUAUUACUGACGUUGCCUAUCACUGACGUUGAGAGUACUUGCUCUUUCGUUUACAUCACAUGUAUCAAUUUGUAUCACAAUUAAGUGCGUGUAGGCUUUAAUUUGCGUAUGGUUUUGAGAACUGUCUCAAAGUUGUUGCGAUCCAGUACGAAGCGUUAAUGUACGUGAAAUUUAUUUGUUGCUUAAAAAGCUGAAAGUGUUCCUGCUACAUUCCAGAAAUUUUGAAUUUGCGAAGCAGACAGGUCGAAAAGAUGUUUUUUUUUUGUAAAAGAAAACCUGUGUUUUUGUUGAAAUUGACUCAUCUCGUCGUGUAAUGUACAUGUACAUAUAUUUGCAGCAUGUGGACAGAGUAUCAAAUGCCAGGGGGGGAGCAUGUUGCGAUCCAUGGUUGCUUAAAAGGCGAGGCAGUCAAAACGCGUUGAGUUCUGGCUUUGUUUCCCUGACUCCGUGUUACUGCGAGAAUGUUUUCACCGAAAUGAAGGAAUGUGCGAUUCCCCCUUUUUCCUCAGCUGCUGCAGGUCACUGUCGGGCGCAGUUCUAGGGGAUGGGGCUUACCCCUAAACGUUUGUCUAUAUAGACAAAAAAAAAACACCCAAAAAUGAACAAGCAGUAGCGACAGUUAAAAGACGAAGUCACGUGCAAAGGGUCAACCCCCCCCCCACACACAAUUGGCUCUAGAACCGCACCUGGUUACUGUCAAAUUCUAUGGAAGAUCGCCAGGCGGCAUCAGAAUAGCACCUUGGCAACUUGCAUCUUUUCAAGCAUGUGCAACAAACAUAUAAAUGAACAUUACCUUCUUUAAAUUGAUACCGAAUUUCGUGAUCUGUAAUGAAAUACAGUUCUGCGCUAUACAUGCAUGUACCUACACGUUGUGUUUUUGUAGUAGUCUCAACCAUAGAUGAGUUACGUGCGAUGAUGUUGACUCACCCGAUCAAGACAAUGAUAGCACUCGACAGGUUUUAUCAGAUAUUUUCUUGAUUUAUAGGGAUGACACCUUUGUGCCUGUAGCUUUUGAAUAUUAUUGUUGAAAUUGCGUAUGUAUAUUUGUAUUAUUGUUCAUUGUAAAUAGCUCAUAUUGUGAUUCGCUACAAAAUGAUUGUGACAGUUGUUAAAUUGAAAGUGAACGUAAGUAGGUCUUAAAGGAAAAGAAAUUAAAGACACUUCGUAUACAUGUACUGUACAUGUUAGCAGUAAAGUGUGAACAUGUAAGAGAGACGACCACAUUCAGUCAUUCCUAACAGGAAGUCAAAAUCGCGAAAAUUCUAUUAAUCGCUUUCAAUCUUGGGUAAAUACCGGUAUGACAGUCCAGGAUAUGUGUAUGGUUUGCUUAAUUAUACCCUAGUUGGAAUGGGCAUACUAUAAAUCCCUCACUGGAACAUCUGCAGGGCUAAACCGACGGGGUUUGGCUAGAUAAUUCACCGAUAAGUUUUUCUUGAUCUUGUCUGUUCUAUAUCAGCUAGGUUUAGGAGAAAACUUUUAUACGCAACAAGCGUGUAGGGCCUAGGCCUACUUGGUAAAAUACAUAUAUAUCCCUCGGGGAAGUCAAAUUCAGUGCGUUAACCAUCUACGCUAAUUAUCACUACCUGAAACACAAUAAGUAUUUUCAGAGUAAAAUAUAUUUCGAAACUGCUGGAAAAAUAUGAAAUACCGCUCAAGGCUCAAAGCACCUGCGAUCAGCACUUCCCUAUACAGUUCACUGGAUCGAAUUUGAUCUGUUUUAUGCUCGUCUCAUCCACUGCUUGCUGUAAAAACACAUCCUUUCUCAGUGUUAGAGAAAGGGAGUGUGUUUAUUAGUGCGGAACGUUUUGCAGAGGAUCAUACAUGCAUUUUGUACAAAUUUUGUUAAAUUCCAUUGAACAAAGAACACAGCUUUUUGGGAUUUCAUGUCGCAGAUUAAGGUAAGUUUCUGUUUCGAAGAGAACAUUGUUGUGUCUAUACACUGUA